AUGGCAAAGAUAUUUCACCUGCCUGAGAUAAGUCGAAAGUUUCUUACCGUGCUUGGACUCAAAUGCACCAAUUUUAGGCUAGGAAAUGUCCGGUUUCUUCGAACUAUAAGUCUCAGGGAUUACCAACAGGAUGCGAUAACCUGUGUUCACGAAGCAAUAUCUCAAGGAGUAAAGCGACCUGCUGUAGUUUUAGCAACAGGCGGCGGCAAAACAGUUGUCUUCUCUCAUCUAAUUCCUCAAAUGACCUCCCAGGAAAAUCAAGGAAAUAAAACAUUAGUUUUAGCUCAUAAGGAAGAAUUAGUGAAACAGGCAGCAGACACUAUUUCACAAAUUAAUCCUAAUUUGAAAGUCGAAAUAGACAUGAGACACUUGAAGCCUAGCUUUGACGGAGAUGUGAUUGUUGGAUCUGUGCCAACUCUAGUGAGAUAUCAAAGGCUUCAGAAAUACCAGGCUGAUGAUUUCAAGACUAUAAUAUUAGAUGAGUGUCACCACGCAACUGCGAAUUCGUGGUUAAAAGUCUUAAAGUACUUUAAUGCAGAUAAUGCUGACCUGAAGAUUUACGUUAUAGGAUUCACUGCAACUAUGGAAAGAAGCGACGGAGCUGCUCUAGGAAGUAUGUUUGAUCAAAUUGUUUAUGAAAGGGACUUACUCACAAUGAUAAAGAAUCGAGAGUUGGUUGACAUAAAAUUUUCGUCUAUAGGGAUAGAUGUUGAUCUAAGUAAAGUUAAAAUUCACAAGAAGGACUAUGAAAUCAACAGCCUUUCUAAAGCAAUAAAUAGCUCUGACGUAAAUUUCGUUACCGCAUCGUCUUAUUUAAAGCUAAAGAAAAAAUACAAUUUCAAGUCGACUAUAAUAUUUUGUGUGGACAUUAACCAUUGCAAAACAUUAUGUGGAGUCUUACAGAGAGAAGGAAUUAACGCUCAAUAUGUCACGAGUGAAACAUCUAAGUUUGAAAGGAAGGAAAUAAUAAAAGAUUUUAAGGAGGGACUGAUAGAAGUACUAUGCAAUGUCCAAGUUUUCACAGAAGGUACAGAUAUUCCGAACAUUGACUCACUUUUAUUAGCUAGACCGACGAAAUCUAGACCUCUUUUGGUUCAAAUGAUUGGAAGAGGUUUAAGAUUACAUAAAGAUAAAGAACGCUGUCAUGUCGUAGAUAUAGUUGGCACCAGGGGUACAGGUAUGCAAUCCGUACCUACUUUGUUUUCAUUACCGGAGAAUUACUCCAUACAAGGUAAAACAUACGAAGAGUUGAUGAUGGAAAAAAAAGAUUACGAUCAAGAAAUAGAACAAAAUAAAAAAGAAAUGCAACUAGAGGCAGAACAAUUACGUCGAUUAGAAGAACAAGAAACUCAUAAAAAACUUUGCAAUUUUAAAAGAAAGGUUGAUGAAAUGAACAUUAGUAUUACCACAAUUGAUGGUUUUUCAGCCCUUCAAAGUAAGGAUGCCAAAGUCUACGAGGAUAAUAAACUAGUCCAACGAGAAUUUCUGAUAUGCAAAAUACCAUGGGUCAGGUUGGAGUAUGAUAUAUGGGGCUAUCAAGUGAGCCGGACAGACUUCUUUCAAAUCGAGCGAAAGCAAAAAAAGAAUGGAGAGUUAUUUUUUUGUUUUACAAUCAAUCAGUUCACAUCUAGAGAACAGAAAAUUGCUAGUAGUUAUAAAUGUGGCAAGUCAAAGGUUAUUUCUGAACCUUCAUCAAGUAAGUAUUUGAAGCAAGUUCUUAUCCAAGCCGAAAAUUUGCAUAGACAGAUGAAACACAAACCAUUUUCAAACUUUUCUAAUGCUACUUCAAUAUCAUCCAAGCAAAGAGAGUAUCUACAUGCCAAACUAUUGAAAAAAGCAAAUCAAAACUAUGAAGCAUCGGAUGAUACUAGUAUAACAAUCAUGGAGAAUUUAAAUCAAUUUACAAAGGAAAGGGCAUCAAAACUAAUAUUUGCUUUUAAUUUCUCGCCGAAGUCACUAUGGAUCGGGUGGGAACUACAAAGAAUAUUAGGACCUAGUGAGAUAAUGAAAAAGAAAAUUAGAGUCUUGGCUUCCAAAAGUUGA
This is a messenger RNA of Priceomyces carsonii, 2043 nucleotides long. Its product is annotated as DEAD/DEAH box helicase. Gene Ontology annotation, molecular function: hydrolase activity; DNA binding; ATP binding. The transcript has a single exon. NCBI's taxonomy places the organism in Eukaryota, Fungi, Ascomycota, Pichiomycetes, Serinales, Debaryomycetaceae. The record is from RefSeq and is a predicted model, not a curated record. Bases 1 to 2043 code for a protein of 680 amino acids.